Abrus precatorius (Indian licorice) is the source of this 883-nucleotide messenger RNA. RefSeq names its product auxin-responsive protein SAUR71. The coding region runs from base 160 to 534 and encodes 124 amino acids. The record is from RefSeq and is a predicted model, not a curated record. The transcript has a single exon. Gene Ontology annotation, biological process: response to auxin. Lineage: Eukaryota; Viridiplantae; Streptophyta; Magnoliopsida; Fabales; Fabaceae.
CUUCUCUUCUAUCAUCAUUCCCCUUCUCACUUCUCACCCACCACAACUAUCACAACUCCAACAAAAAAUUAAAUAAAAAACCGCUAUCUUAUAACACUCACUCUCUCUCUCUCUCUCUCUCUCUCUCUCUCUAACUUCGCUUUCUCUCUCCUCGCCGUGAUGAAGAAACUCAUUCGCCGCCUCUCGCGCGUGGCCGACUCAUCGCAGUACACGCUCCUUCGCUCCGACUCUCAGCGCCGCCGCCGCCGCACGGAUCGCCGCCGCUCUUCCGCGGUGGUGCCCGUCGGACACGUCCCGAUCUACGUCGGCGACGAGAUGGAGCGGUUCGUCGUGUGCGCCGAGCUUCUCAACCAUCCGGUAUUCGUGAAGCUCUUGAACCAGUCGGCGCAAGAAUACGGUUAUGAGCAGCAAGGCGUGCUCCGGUUACCGUGCCAUGUCUUCGUCUUCGAGCGCGUUCUCGAAGCGCUUCGACUCGGCCUCGACACGCGCGACAUAAUCGACCUCGUAAAUUUUUCGCCGGAGGAGUUUUCCUAGAAAAAAACGAAGAGAAAGAAAAAUUUUCCGAGAAAGUUAGGGAAUCGCGAACGUGUAUACGGUAAAUUAGCGAGAUCUUUUGGUAAUUUUGUUUCUCUGUAAAUAUACAUUAGGAUCUUGAAAAAAAAAGGAGCAGCACAGAAAUGUUAGAUUUUUUUGGGUUUUUUUUUGGUAUCUUGUUCUUCUGGUUGUUGUUGUUGUUUCACUGUAAAGGCGAAGAUAUUAUUACUCUGUUGUUUGCGACCGAAGAAUGGGAAUCGCUUUGUCCUUUUUGGUAAUGAAUUUUCCAUUCCUUUCUUUCUUGGUCAGUUUCUUGGGAAACAAACGGAAAAGGAGCAGAACGGAAAGA